ACUAUGAAACAGUAGCAGCCGUUUGAUUCCAGCUGAGUGCAAGCCUCCGCUUCAGUUCGGCGGUCCGUCCGCAGACGUUGUUGGUGCAAAAAGGAGAACGAAAAAAGGGCUUCAUGAUAUAACUUCGUUCGUAACGGACGCUUCUAUAUUGUGUUGUAAACUUUUUAGGUCCGAUCUGGGUGAAUGGAUCUGCGUGCAAAUGCAGAUGCUAAAAAGGUAGAUGCUGUCGAUGGCCCAUAAACUGUGACUCUGUUUUCUGGCUAUAGGGUUGACUACAGGUUUCAGCUGCUGCUGCUGCUGUGUGGGUUUCAUCGUAACAGCAGCAACAGUAGCGGUAACUGCGCCCAAAGCAGCUGAAACAGGAGAUUCUAGCCCGCUUGUUGACGAUGUUUUAGUACCAGGGUUUUAGCAGUUGACUGUGUUGACUGCUAAUAUUAUAGUGUGUUUGCUGUACAAUACUGAACGAGCUUUGCUAUUUUAACCAAUAAAACUACAAUGGAAGCCUGUAUCGCUGUCGAAAAGGAAGUCGACAAGGUAGUCUCGAAGCUUGAGAGCUUCGAAAAACAUCAGGCAAAAACACUUCAAGAACUGAUCGAUACGGUGUCUAGCAUGGAACAAGAGAUUGGUGCAGUUGAGAGAGACGUCCGGGAAACCAACACUGUUGUACUAGAUACAUGUGUAAAGAAGAUUAAAGACGUAACUAUUUCUCUAGCUACACAACAUAGAGACCUUCAUGGGACGGUGUCAAAAGUUGGCAAAGUCAUCGACAAGAAUUUCAUAUCAGACUUCGCAGCGACAUCCAAAGAAGGCGUAUUCGAAGACGAAAAAUCACAGGCUAUGGUCAAUCAGGUAGUAUGUGAACAUUUUCUCCGCAAAGGCUACCUUGAUAUAGCCGAAGAACUUGUAAGAGAGGCCAACAUACAGCUUCCGCAAAACUAUAGGGAGCCUUUUACAGGGUAUAUGAGUCCCCGCCCUUGUUUCUUGUUAUCGACAUUUUUCUUUGCAGAACUUAACCGCAUCCUCGAUUCACUUCGUCGUCGCGACCUUCAGCCGGCCCUCGAGUGGGUCAACUUACAUCGGGAGCGGUUAAACGCGCAAAAUUCCGAAUUAGAAUUAAAACUGCAUCGGUUGCAGUUUGUACGGCUUUUAGUAGGAGGUGCUACAUCUGCUGAAGUCGUUGCCUACGCAAGGCAACAUUUACAGCAGUUGGCCGAACGACACAAGAAGGACAUCCAAACCCUGAUGGGGUGUCUUCUCUUUACGUGUACAACUGACCGGCAAGCGUUGGCCAAUAGCCCGUACGGCCAUCUAUUGGACAGUGCACUCUGGACGGACAUUUGUCAGGUGUUUUCUCGGGAUGCAUGCACUUUGUUAGGUCUAUCUGUUGAAAGUCCGUUGUCGGUUUGUGUCAAUGCUGGCUGCACAGCCGUACCUUCGUUAUUAAGUAUCAAGCAAGUGAUGCAGCAACGACAAGUUAAUGUCUGGUGUGGAAUGGACGAAUUGCCGAUUGAGAUUCAGUUAGGACGGGCAAGUCAAUUCCAUUCGGUGUUCGCUUGUCCCAUUCUGCGUCAACAAAGUUCUGAUCACAACCCGCCGAUGCGAUUGGUUUGCGGGCACGUCAUAUCAAGAGACGCUCUCCAUAAGCUUGCUAAUGCCACAAAGCUUAAAUGUCCGUACUGUCCGGUUGAGCAGAAUCCUAGUGAUGCUCGCGAAGUUCACUUUUGAGGUACUGGCAGCAACGGCAGGUGGCCGUCUCAAUUAUUUAACAGUAGUUGCUAAGGGUGAGAGGUAAUACAAUUUCGGGUGAUUGCUGCGCGACCGUUUAGGCGUGCGAAAGCGGAGAAGAGGCAAUGAAAGAAAUUACUGGUCGUUCGAGCGGCGCGCAGGUACAUGCGCAUCAGUUAUACGUACCAUUAGUGAUAUGCGAUUUUGUACGGCUAUGCAUGAUUCGUCCUAGAACUCAUUGUACGAUUUGCAUUGUUAUUGAGAUAGCAUUACUACAGAUCACAGUGUCGUGUCCAUUACUCUGAGAGUUGAAUGUGUGACCAUGACAUCGAAUGAAAUGAAAACUGACUGAAGAAAACCGCAAAAACUAACCACUACGGGGCCACUUAAUUUUUUUUUUUAAAGAAGUUGCUAUGUACGGUGUGCGCGUAAAUGAACGGUCCCCUAAAUCAAACGGGGUAGUAGAUGGGACGCCUAACGAGGCUAUAGUAUAGGAAAUCUAAAGAAAAGAAAAUGCUUGCGCUGCCACGUAAAGGGAUCACAUUUACAGAAGGAACGAAAAUCAACAAAAAGGCAGACCAACAACCUCGAAACACGAAGGCAGUAGCAGCAAUAACCCACUGUACCAACAACCAAUGUAUAUAGUAUUGACAAUAUAAUUAAUAAUAAUAAAAUAAUGAUAGUACCAUUAGUAAUCAUAAUAAUCACCAUUAUAGUGGUAGCAGAAUAAUCACAAUAAUAUUCAUAAUAGUACUAGUUAUAGUAACAGAGACAAGCGACUCUGGUGAUCAGCUGAACAUAGCAAAAGCGCAGCAAGUAUGAUUCGUUCGACUGGAGAAGCAAAAAACAUAAAGCGUUACAUAAACCUUGAAAUCAUUUGAGAAUAAUGAAAGCAGAUUGAAAGAAACUAAAAUAGAGAAAUUAAUUUUUAGCAGAGUGUUUUUUUCGUGUUUAAAUUUAGCGUCGGAUAAGUACAUGCGUGAGAUCGAAAAGGGCUCACCAAGGGCAGAGAAUGUGCCACAGGUUUAAAUAAACGAUGCUGUAAUGAUAUGAUUAUUAAUAAUAUCAAAUAACAACGCUAAUUAAUGUUAAGCGGUACCGAUAAUUUCAGUGACUAAGCAUACUUACAAGAAGACUGCGUUAGUAAGGCCAUGUUAUAACGGUAAUGAUGAGGAUGAUGCUUGUAUAAGACGAAAGGAGAUGUGGAAAGUUGAAAUGAACUUUUGAGUGAUCAUGUUAGAUGACGGAAGAUACUACUAGUAAUACUGAUGCUUCCGGUCUUGGUGGUUUAGUUCACUGAAAGGACUUAAUAGUAAUAAUGGUGUAUGGGUGGAAGGCACAAAGCAGAAAAGCCCUAGCGUUGGAAAAUAUAAUAAUGAACUAGAUGUAGUGAUUUCGAACUACAUUGGAAAGACAUGAGGACCUUGUGCCGGAACAGAAGCUGGUACAAGAACUACGUGUCGGCAAGGAGAAGCCUGAUAGAAAUAACGGCAAGAACGUAACGUGGUGAUAUUGAUUCUUAACAAAAAUGGCAAUGACAACACUGUAUAACUAUAUUUAUAAAGUUACAUGGAAAUAAAAACAAA
Molecule: messenger RNA, 3311 nt
Organism: Varroa destructor (honeybee mite)
Lineage: Eukaryota; Metazoa; Arthropoda; Arachnida; Mesostigmata; Varroidae
Gene: Sou
Product: required for meiotic nuclear division 5 protein souji
Biological process (GO): proteasome-mediated ubiquitin-dependent protein catabolic process
Cellular component (GO): GID complex; nucleus; cytoplasm
Molecular function (GO): ubiquitin protein ligase activity; protein binding
Source: RefSeq, a predicted model, not a curated record